This is a messenger RNA of Ostrea edulis (European flat oyster), 5454 nucleotides long. RefSeq names its product protein mesh-like. The record is from RefSeq and is a predicted model, not a curated record. The transcript has 16 exons. Lineage: Eukaryota; Metazoa; Mollusca; Bivalvia; Ostreida; Ostreidae. Gene Ontology annotation, biological process: cell-matrix adhesion. Bases 68 to 4150 code for a protein of 1360 amino acids.
CGGGAUAUAAAUAUCUACACCUCAUGCUUUAAGAAUCAAUCUUUUUGGUUUGCAUUUCACUUGAAACAUGCAGUGUUUUCCCGUUCUUAUGCUCCUUGUUUUUGCACCCUGCGUUCUCUGUUUAACUUUGAACGAUCUAUUUCCGUUUGGAAGCGAAAACGGAGACACUGCCAUGGACAAAAAUGACGAUGGGAGCACUUCAGACAUUCCUAUCUCAACUCUCUUCCCGUUUUUCAAUCAUCAACACUCCAAAUUAAUUGUCAAUACAAACGGAGUGAUAACAUUCUUACAAAGUAUAUCAACUUAUACACCGAACCCUUUUCCGAUUGCAAAUAACGCAAGGAUGAUCGCUCCAUUCUGGGCUGAUGUGGACACAACGAGAGGAGGAACAGUUUGGUACAGAGAGACAACAGACGAUGACCUACUGAACAGGGCCAGCGAGGAGGUCCGGACGUAUUUUCCACAGUUUUACAGAUUCAAGGCAUCGUGGUUAUUCGUGGCCACUUGGGAUCGUGUUUCAUUUUACGGUUGUACGUCGUCGUCUUGUUCGAAGACAAACAGAUUUCAAGUCAUUUUGAUAACCAAUGGACAGCACUCGUUCACCAUAUAUAAUUACGAAGACAUACAAUGGACAACUGGAACAUCAAGUGGUGGCAAUUCUAUUACUGGUUUGGGAGGAACUCCUGCUCAGGUUGGAUUUAAUGCUGGAGAUGGCAUUGUAUUUUUCACGGUAAAUGCAUCACGAACUCACGAAAUCGUUAAUGUGACCACAAUGUCGAAUAUUGAUAUACCUGGAAAAUUUGCGUUCCGGAUAGACGCCAGUGACAUCACAGAUGGAGGUUGUAAUACUGAAGGAGAUCUGACUGUUACUCCACGAUAUGGUCCAAUGUUAGGAGGCCAGUAUUUGGUACUCGGAGGACCAUGUAUUGAAGCCACCGCAACAGUAAAAUUUAACUUUCUAGGGUUAACACAAAAAUACACCUGUGAAAGAAAAACUGAAUUCAGUGCGGUUUGCAUAACGCCUUUAUUCCGUUACACUGGUGAUGCUCUGUUGUUAGUGGAAAUUGAGGACCAAGGGAUUACGACAACAUUUCGAGGUCUCUACACGGUUUUAAACCCUGCAGACAGUAAGCAUCGAGUCUACAGACGUAACUCUCUUGAUUGGUUCACAGGACAACAGUACAUCUCGUGGGACCCGGAUGCUGCAGAACUGCAGGACAAUGAUACUGUUGAUAUCCAUCUAUUUUCAUUAGCAGAAGGAAGCGAUCAACAUUUAUCAUGGAGCAGUCAAGUUAUCCAUAGCGGAAUUCCGCGUUUGGCUGGAUCAGCUUGGAUCUCCCUUCAGACAAACAGCUUUGCAUUAGCUAUAAGAGUAACAUCUGCAAGUCGAAAAAGUGGCCAGUCCAACAGAGGAAUUUGGUCCGACAUAUUUCCUUUAGCUUUACCGCCAGAUCAAGCUUACAAAUUUUGUGAGAAUUGGUUGAAUAAUGAGACACAGUUACCGUCCCUGCCAACUGCUGACGUUCAGCCUUGUCCGUGUACUUUGGAUCAGGCGCUUUUGGAUAUUGUUCGAUUUCAACCCGAUCCAGAUUGCAAUAUGUUCAGCCAAACUUCUAUAUUUUCCCGGACGGGCAACUGCUUGUACCGAAGAGAAGCGUCCCACUGUAUUCGACUGGCUAGUUUAGGACCUCAAGGAGUGGACAAUUUAUGUUGUUACGACAGGGAUAAUAAUCUGAUCGAUUCAAGAGUCAGAGAGGGCGGAUCUCUUCAGAGGUAUCACUACAGUGGUGGAAGUGGAGUCCUACCCUACCUCGCAAAUUUCUACUUUGAUGUUCUUCCAUUUCUCCACUGUUGUCGAUAUUCUCAGAAUGUGUACCAGAUUAUAGGGAGUGAAUCUUCCUCUGUUACAAAUAUCUGUCCCAGUUAUUUCACGCAACGAAAAUUUAGUUCAUGUAUAAAUUACGACCCUCCACGGCCAGCCCGAACAAAUGGAGAUCCUCAUAUAACUACUCUAGAUGGAUUUAGAUACACAUUCAAUGGAAUUGGAGAGUUUACGUUCGUGCAAACCUUAAAUGGUUCUUUUCUAAGUCAAAUACGGUUUGAACAGUUUCAGAAAGAUAAUGGUGAUUUGGUGGAUGCAAGUGUCUGCACAUCCUUUGUGUCUCAAAGUCCAAACACUUCCGCUGUUGUUGAAGUUCGUCUUAACUCGAUCAGAACUGCAGACGUUUUAGUUAAUGGUGACGUCAUAGAUUUUGACGAGUCCAAUGCCUAUCAAUUUCAAGGUGUAUCCAUUAUGCAAGUUAGCAAUAACUUAACCAAACGAGAGUUUAUUGUAUCUUUUACCAUCAUUGGAAUUGCAUUCAAGGCCAUUGCAAGUUCGAAUGUCCUCAACAUACUUCCCGUAGUCGGAAAUAAUUCACUGGCUGGAACUUUAAGAGGUCUCCUGGGUGAUUUUGAUGAAGACCCAAACAAUGAUCUACGAUCCCCAACUGGGGAGAUGUUACUACCAAACUCAACUACAGAGGAAAUCUACGACAAAUUUGGAUUACCUUGGAGAAUCACAGAGACUGUUUCCCUAUUCACGUACGAAGUUGGAAAGUCCUACAAUGACUAUCAAAAGCUUUCCUUUCGUCCGGCCUUCACAUCUCCAGCAAAUGUUCCCCCAGAAGUCGAGGAACUGUGUGGAGGUGACGAAGAAUGCGUGUUCGAUUAUGCUGUGACAGGAUCAGCGGAACUUGCAGCCGAAACUCAGCAGUUCACUGUUAUAUUCAAUACAUCUGUAGGGGCUUCCUAUCAAAUAAAAAAUUGUGAAGAUCUACCAACAGUUCAUGGAGGUGUUUGGAAUGCAACAAGCACGAUAGAAGGAUCCAGUGCCACGUUUUCGUGUUAUCCUGGUUAUGAAAUGGAAGGAGCAAGUAAUAUCAUUACAUGUGAAAAUGGCACUUGGACUGACUUUGGGAAUUUUUCUUGCGAUGUACUAGUUACUACUUCCACAAUGGACUUAAGUUCCUUUAUUUCAACAACACUUGAUAUUAUGAGUGUAUCAAAUACCGAAACUGUUGAGGAAACUUCAAUAGUAUCAGCUACGACAGAAAUUGAAACUGAAACUUCUACUGAUAUCACUACUACAGACGCAAAUUCCAUCACAAGUACAGAAGACAUAACAUACACACUAUCAAUCUCAGAAAGUACAACUACUAAAUCUACAUCCACUUUAUAUUCCACUACAGAGAGUACCACUGAGAGUUCUACAUCAGAUUUACCUUCUACAACAGAGAGUACUACUGAGAGUUCUACAUCAGAUUUACCUUCCACUACAGAGAGUAUCACUGAAAGUUCUACAUCAGAUGUACCUUCCACCACAGAGAAUACCACUGAAAGUUCUACAUCAGAAUUACCUUCCACUACGGAGAGUACCACUGAAAGUUCUACAUCAGGUUUACCUUCCACUACAGAGAGUACCACCGAAAGCUCUACACUGAAUAUGUACCCCUCUACAGAACGUAUCAUCGCAAGUUCUACAACAUCUCUUCCUUCCACUAUAAAAAGCUAUAAUUCAACAGUACCUACUAUUGAAAGUACAACAAUAACACCCUCUACAACUGCUAAAAUCACUACUGAUGAUUCUUUACCAACCUUUACCACUACAGAAAAAGCGGAUGAGAAAUCGACAACGUCUUUACACACCUCUACAAAACAUAUCACUGAAGUCUCCACAUCAACAUCCUCUACUGCUAUAGAAAAUAACACCGAAAAUCCUAGACCGUCAAGUUCAGUGGUAACGGUGAAUACUGAGGCCACAACAACUUCCAUCAUUACAACAGUUCCUCCAUUCCGAAAAAGUCUUCAGCAAGUAGAUGACUUCUUAAAAGAAAAUUUCAAAUACAUCAUCAUUGGUGGAGUUUUUAUUGUUCUCUGCAUCGUUCUUGUAGGAGUGUUUAUCUGCAGACGAUCUUCAAAUAACAAUGAAGAAAGGAUAUAUGAGGAAGUUAGCAUAGAAGGUCCACAGAAGAGCCACAAUUUUUCCUCGGCGAAAUUUAGUUCCAGUCAGAGUUACAGCUCUUUAUCUUCUGUACUAGGAAAGUUAUCAUACUGCGAAGAUUAUACAAUCUAUAAAUAUGAAAAAGACGUCAAUAGCUCGGAAAUGUAGUUAUCGUUCAACGAUAAUGAUAUGUUUUAUGUUUUACCUCGAUUAUUCUAACAAACACAUGUAAUGGAAUCGUGUCUAGAAUUCCAAUGUAAUAAUCUGAUUUUUAAAAAUUCUUUUUAACUAUAUGUGGUCUUUAACACUAAUCAGAAUGGAAUAGUCGAUUCAAACAUUUCUUUCUUGUCAACUCAAUUUUGCAAAACAAUGCAGUGAAUUUCAAAUCAACUGAUUUAAUUGAACUGUUUUGUAAAUCAAAUAUACAAAUACUGUGUUACAAGGAAGACAAGAUCAAAGGCUAAUGAUAAAUGAUAUAAAAUAUUGUGAUAAUGGGAUUUAAACCAAGGACCUCUUGAUUUGGGAUCGACGUCGUUACCUCUUGACCAUUUCAUUUUAAGUGUUGACAUAUUGGGCGAAAAUUAUGUAACAUUAAAUGAUAAGCUUAUGAGGUUUGGAAAUAUAGGAUUUAUUUGUAAUCAUUUCUUAUUUUCAUUAUUUGUUGAAAAUUAUUUCGGGUUAUGUUAUAUAAAGAAAACUUUUAACAUAAAACUAAUUAUUGAUAAAUACUUAUAAUGUCAUAUGCAUGAUGGUCAUUUCUCGUGAUAUUUUGUGGCCAUUGGGACAGAAAGAGUUUGAGGCACUGUGAAAAUUUGUAUUAUAGUGAUGCAAAUAGCACUUUGUAUAUUCAAACAAGUAAUAGGGUAUGUAGUUAUCUAGGUAUGCAUGCACUGGUUCUAUGAAGUUAUUAUGAAGAUAAAUUUCAUGUUUAAAUGUCCACUGUAAGUGUCAGCAGUUCAUUGUUUACAUAUCAAGUUAUACAGACAAGGGUAUUAAGAUGAUUUAAUUGUUACUUUAAAUAUAUCACAUGUAUGGACAUCAGUUAGUGUAAUAAUUAUUCUAAGGCCAAGCAAUAAGUAUAGUGUCUGUAUUAGAUAUUUUUAUUUUGAUAUAGUACGUCUUACAAUACACUGUUCAGAAGGGAAGUGCCUAGCUGUACUCACCACCUUUGUCCCUUACUUAGGGUAGCACUGUAUACUCAUCAAUAUUUAUGGUGUUACAUAUUUAAUUGAACUGUUUUGUAAAUCAAAUAUACAUAUACUGUGCUACAAGGAAGACAAGAUCAAAGGCAAAUGAUAAUUACAUUCUGUCUAGUUUGUUUGUAUUGCAUGUUCAUGUAUGAGGUUGUAAAUAGAUGGUGUACUAAAAUACAACCCCCCCCCCCCCCCGGGGGGGGGGGGGGGUAGAAACUACAUCAUCAGUGACAAGGUAUACGCACACAAAUAAAUAUAGCAUUGUACAAAGCAACAAAA